Messenger RNA from Desarmillaria tabescens, 1135 nucleotides. RefSeq lists its product as uncharacterized. The record is from RefSeq and is a predicted model, not a curated record. Bases 70 to 876 code for a protein of 268 amino acids. The transcript has 3 exons. Lineage: Eukaryota; Fungi; Basidiomycota; Agaricomycetes; Agaricales; Physalacriaceae. Gene Ontology annotation, cellular component: NuA4 histone acetyltransferase complex; nucleus. Gene Ontology annotation, biological process: regulation of transcription by RNA polymerase II.
GACACACGUGCAAAGAGCCAAUCACGGCCAGGGACGCGUCUAGAGGCAAACCUUUCUACCCAAACUACGAUGACUGCUAUUUCUCCAGAGCCAGCUGCUGGCCCAAGUUACGACACCUAUCUGGACACUGUCGAGGGAGAAAUAAACUUCUUUCGUUCUCUGAUGAGGACAAGGCCGGUGGGCAUUAACUGCCACUUCCAUGUCAUGGCUAUGCGAUUCUCAAUUCACCAAGACUCGGGCCAGUGGGUAUCAAUAGAGGGGAUCUGGACUAAGCUGAGGUCGUUGUACGAUAUUGAUGCUCUUAAUGCUAUAGAUGUCGAGAUAGACGGAUAUCAAUCGCCCAAAUCUAAUAGCUCGACACCAAUCCCCAUUCCAUCUCCAAAACCUGGUGAUGACUUCACGAACCACCCCUUCUUUAAAGAGGAAUAUUCUCUUCCUUAUGAUGAAUAUAUCGAAAAUCUGAUUGCUACGCGUCGCAUGCGCGCCACACCAUCGGUUGCAUCUCCGACGCCUUCUCCUACCGCCCAGAAAAAAACAAAAGUUAGACGGAAAGGAAAGACGACAAAGUCACAGGCCAACUAUGCGGGUCUUGUGGGAGGUGAUAGCGACAGUAGUGCGCUGACACAGGAGAGUGGCGAUGAGGGUGCUCCAACUCCAAGGGAAAGCGUCGUCACUGCAACUGAUGGAGGAACGGAGGAUGUUGAAGAUGAGGACAUGGAAAUGCAUGAGCCAUCUCCAGCUCCCUCUACCACGACAAAAGGGACGAAACCAAAAGCCAAAUCUGCAACAGCAGCGGCAAAACGGGCCGCUUCUGCAGCGAGGGCCCGUGCGGCUCAAGCAGCCCAACGCGCGAACAAGGCCAAGAAGAAAAAGUAGCGCAACCACGCAUGCCUUUCGACUUCACGGCUCUUUUACGUUGCGUCGAGGCGAAGCUGUCUUUAAGCGUCCUUUCUUAGGGAUAAGGGAAGGGCAAUAGCUUGAACAGUGAUAGCCUUUUUCUCUAAUGCCAGUAAACAGCAUUGCCGUAUCACCUUUAAUCAUGUUUGUAUGCCUUUGCCUCGUGCUGUUCAAGUUGUGUGUUAAAUGUAGCGCAACGAUUGUCCGUACGAUUCAGAUUCAGACAGCUCUUCCAGAC